GUCCUCCAUCAGGUUAUAGCCCUUUGCGCUGAAGAGCAAGCGUAUAAGGUUGAUUUACAGCUCAAUUGGAUAUUGAAGCUUACGAUCAACAUCCUGAACGGUUAUCCUUGUGGAUAACGAGGUUUUACGAGCACAAGAGAGAGCGUACGUUGAGAUAGACGCCUCCUAUACGUGCAACCCCUGUAGCUUUCUGGCACGCGACCAGAGAGUGAGCGAAACGCCUGCUAAACGCACCUAGCAAGCAAAUCGAGCACCUGGCAACGCCAAAGCCAUGGUGAACCGUACGGACGAACCGGAGCACCGAACUCCUGACCGGGAGGCUCCAACAAACCUCCCUACACCCCAAACCGAGCUUAGGCGGUCGAGUAGGCUCAGAGGCAGCUCGCCAAACGACGAGCAGGAGCCUAGGGAGGAGAGUGAACUCCAAAUGUUGCGCAGAAUGAUGCUGAAUCAACAGGAGAUGAUGCAAAAGCAACAGGAGUCGAUGCAAAGGCAACAGGAGACAGUACAACAGCUGGCACAGCAAGUGAACCUCCUAUCAGGCCAAGCAAGCACCGCAAACGCACCUGCAACGAUGCAGGAGAACCUAGAGCACGAAGCUCAACAAGAAGAAGAAGAGGACCGAGAAAUAGACUCUGAUGAGGAACUAGAAGAAUAUGUCGGCAACCUUAUAGACACAAAUACGCGAAUCGGCAGAGCAAUCACCCAAUUCACGAAGAUCACGAAGACGGUGAAGAAGCCUAUGACCCUGGCUGGAGCCAGCAACUACCUAGCAUGGAGCAAAGCCAUCCUAAAGGUAGCCCGCCAAGUAGGUGUUGAGAAGAUUAUCCUGGAAAGGCAAGAGACUUCACCACGGCCAGAGCGCUUGAAGAUUUCACAAUACUGGAAUGUUCAGAAUAAUUGGCUACACGGCCUAAUCGACAGCACAAUAUCUGCACAAGCCAGAGAACACUUCGAGGAAUCGGAUAGCCUUAGUGCCUACAAACUCUGGGAAGCUGUAAGGACAGCCUUCCAAGAGAGACCUGAGAUACAGCGGGAAAGCCUACUUGCGGAGUUAGUGAGAAUGACACCACAAUCCGCUGGCUCAGAAAGGAAUUAUAUAGAGAGAUUCCUAGCAAUCCGUGGGGAAUUUGAGAGAUUAGGGUUCAAACAACUGGACCACACCCUACAUGAUAUCUUAAAGAUGAACAUUACGUCCCGAUGGAGAGAGUUCAUACAGAACCGAUUUGAUAUGGCAUGCCAGAGCGGAACGAACCUACCGGAGAAGGAUCUGGAAGGCCUACUGAAGGAUAUCCUCCACCGAAUCCCCAAGAAAGACCUGAAGAAAGGUGGAUCUACAAAGCCAAAUACAAAUGCAACAAGCUCGGAUCCCCAAAAGUCUUAUAAGAAUACGAACUCCGAAUCCAAUCCAGAGAAGAGCUCACUGCAGAACUGGAACUGCUAUAUUUGUGGCAAACCUGGCCAUUUGGCUAAAUUUUGCAAAUCUAACAAGAAUUCGAAGCCUAACGAGCCUAAGGAAGACUCUAAAGGCAAAGGCAAGGAAACAACUACGGUUGCAACGGACAAGAUCCAUUCGGUUCACGAAGCAGCCUUUUCUAUGAAAGAAGCGCGCGAAUCCACAGACAAAUGGAUCCUUGACUCUGGAGCCGGAUCCCACGCGACCUCACGUACGGAUCUAGUUCAAAUGGACCCAAAGAGCCAUGCAACACAACUGCUUAUGGCGAACGGUUCGAAAUCAGUCACCAGAGGAUUUGGCACGGCCAGUAUCCAAACUGACAACGGAGAAUUGAGCAUUGGGGGGGUUAGAAUCGUGCCUGACCUCCAGGUUAACCUCAUAAGCUUUGGGAAGCUUAUACGAGACGGCUUUACAGUGGAACAGCUUUAUGUCGACGGAGAACACGUCUUCCUACUAGAAUCGGCAGAUAAAACACAGAGCUUCGAAGCUGUGCUUAACGAGGAUGACAUCCUAGUCCUACGAACGCCUAGGAUACGCAAUUUACUGGCAUACGCGUUUCCAGUACCUACGAAACUCCUAGAGCCCUGCUAUGUAACAGCAACUCUGGAGAAUAAAGAUAGAGAUGACGCGCUUUUGGCACCGAAUCACCUGGCAAAGACGCCAGAAAUCAAGGAGGAUACGAUGGCCAAUUGGCACAAACGCUGGGGGCAUCUCAACGCCCACGAUAUAGCUAUUCUAGCUAGAGAUCCGAGAAUGGCAAUGCGAAUAAAGGGAGUAAAGAAGCUAGGGUUCUGUGAAACCUGUGCUAAAGCUAAGCAAGCUCGCAACCCAUUCGAACCUAGAACACGCUCUACAAAGCCUGGAGCUAAAAUUUUUAUUGAUAUUGCAGGUGGCGGCCGUACCCUAUCCACAGACUCCGAUCCUCCAAGCUACGGCGGAGCGAAGUAUUUCCUACUUAUAACGGACGAUGCCACACGAUACAGGUGGAUCUACCUCCUGAAGGAGCGGGUAGAAGCCCCAGAAACCCUGAAGAACUGGAUCAACAUGAUCGAAGUGUCUACCGAACGAAAGGUCGGCACUAUACUGUCCGAUGGAGCUCCCGAAUUGACGAGCCAACAACUGGCUGAAUUCUACAGGAGCAAGGGUAUACAACAGGAGAUUACGUGCCCAUAUACACCUCAACAAGAUGGAACGAGUGAACGAGGAAUACGACUUCUUUGCGAGCGAACAAGAAGCGUACUUAUAGACUCAGGACUACCCAAUGAGUUAUGGGGCGAAGCUCUCGCCACAGUCUCCAUGAUGGUGAAUCUAUCGCCUACCUCAGUGCCUCUAUACGGAUGCAAGAACACGAAGCCGUUGACACCCUUUGAAGCCUGGACGGGUCACCAACCCCAUUGCAGAUGGGUCCAUAGGUGGGGAUGUGACGCCUACGUGAAGAUUUUGAACGAAUCCUCGAAGCUCCAACCUAGGUCCAAGAAGGUCAAAUUUGUAGGAUAUCGUGGCAUGCACACCUACAGGCUUUGGGACCCAGAAACGAACAGUAUAAUGAUCUCGCGAGAUGUUAUAUUCGACGAGAAAUUGGAUCAAAUCCCUACGAAUUCGCUAACCGAAGCCGAAUACGUUGAACUCCCGGAGGAGUACGAUUACAUAGAUCCAUUGAAUGGCUGGCAACACAAGCUACUAGCUUACCUUGCGAAGGAGAAGCCAGAAAUCAUGAAGAAGCUCGCGGACGGCGAAUUAGAGGCUUUAGAGCCCACAUACCUGGGCGAAGAGCAAGAAAUCCUCUCGGAUGCUACGGAGGAAGAAGAGGCAAAUGGAGCUGAGCUUCCAGUGCUCAGUACGCGUACAGAUAUACCAAAAUCCAUCGCCGAAGCCAAACGCUCUGAAGAGUGGCUUUAUUGGAAGGAGGCUCUAGAUGUUGAAGUCUCCAAAUUACAAGAGAAAGGCACCUGGAUCCUAGUCGAGAAGGAACCCCAAAUGCAGAUCCUCUCUGGCAAAUGGGUAUUCGAUAGGAAGCUCAACAACACGGGUGGCACAGUACGAUUCAAAGCCCGUUGGGUCGUACGUGGAUUCGAACAGCAAGAAGGCGUUCACUACAAGAAGACCUACGCAGCAGUUGUUAGUGGACCUACAACGAGAGCCUUCUUUGCUAUCUCAACAGCCAAGAACUGGAAGGUCAGAGUCUUUGACUUCGUGACAGCCUUCCUAAAUGGAACUCUUCCAGAGGACGAACGUGUAUACGUUCAACUACCCACUGGAUUCAAGCACGGGCGGGGUAACCUAGUAGGGCUCUUACGCCAGGGACUCUACGGGUUGAAGCAAGCUGCUAGGCUUUGGUAUCAAGCAGCUACUGACUAUCUGAAAUCUCUAGGAUUCCAGAUCUCUCCAUACGAUGCGGGGUUACUCUACCACAAGAGGAAGCAAAUCUACCUAACCCUACACGUCGACGACUGCCGUAUAAUGGGACCCAACGAAGCCGAAAUAGAAUGGCUCAUUGAGAAGCUUCAGGAACGCUUCGAGAUCAAGGAGGUUACGGAACAAGGCCGUUACCUAGGCAUGCGGGUUCAAAAGCAGCCGAAUGGAGACCUUUUUGUGAACCAGGAACAGUAUAUCGAGGAUCUACUGACUGAAUAUGGAAUGGAAGACUGUAAACCUUCCAAAACGCCAAUGAAGAAAGGAAUAAGCAUCGAAUUCGCGCCAGAUCAGACCCUCAAAGAUGGAGUUGACGAGCAGGCUACGCCUACGAAUUACAGGAAAGGCCUGGGCUCUCUACAGUUCCUAGUUACGUGUACGAGGCCGGAUAUUGCAUUCGCAGUCAAUUAUCUGGCGAGAUUCAACAGCAGGCCCAAUAGGGAAAGCUGGGCGGCGUUCAAGCAGAUCCUACGCUACCUCAAGGGCACAAAAUCGAAAGGAAUAGUCUUCAAAAGGGAUAUGGAUCCUGAAGGCUUGAAACCGGCGGCCAGUUCGGAUUCUGACUGGGCUGGAGCCGACCCUGCGUACAAAUCCACCAGCGGCUACAUUAUUACCAUGAACGGAGCUCCAAUAUCGUGGAGAUCACAGCGCCAGACGUCCGUCUCGAAAUCAACGACCGAAGCGGAGUAUUUGGCAGCUAGCGAAGCUGCUUGUGAACUAGUUUGGAUCAACGACCUGUUGAUAGACGCCGGGGUGAUUAGCGAAGGCUCAGCAAAGCUAAGGAGCUCAAAAUUAAGUGUUGACAACAAGGGAGCGGUUGACUUAGCCAAAGCUGAAGCUAUAACGCGAAGAGCACGCCAUAUUGAGAUUCGGCACCAUAUGCUAAGAGACUGGGUUCAAAAGGACGAAAUCUCAAUCGAGCACGUUGGAACCGACGCGAAUAAAGCUGACGGGCUCACGAAGGCUCUUGCAAUGGAUCCCUACGCUCAAUUCGUGAGCGCGAUAGGGGUGACGAGUUGAUACAGGAAAAUAUGGAGGUUUAUCAGUGAAGCCAGCGAAAAUACGGUAUCGCGGCGAACGGAGCUAAGCCUAAAGAAGGAAUAAAUCUGGAUUCUGUAAUUAAUUUUUAUCGCGGAUUUGAGAGAUUUGGAAGCUUUGGAUCUUUGUGGCUCUCGCUCGCUGCUGGAGCUCGUUGCAUGGGGGGGUGUUAGGUAAUCCAACUAGCACCUCGCUCACGUGACCCACAUAGAUUAGCCGAGAUUCCCCUUUAGGUAGCUUAGUGAAUGACAAGCAUACAAGUCCUCCAUCAAAAACGCUUGGCGGCGCGGAAGAACCAGCUUUUCCGGCUGCCCGUGCGCCGAGCCAAUCCGAGGCUGCUGAUUUGUUAACUAAGCAAUUGGCAGAAGUUCCAAAGGAAACCGAUCGAGAAUAACACAAAACGACGAAACGACGUCGUUCUCGUUACCCGCAAUCCCCCGUCCCUCGCCAUCAUUCCCUUCUCCUCGCUAUCUCCCUUCUCUUCCCUUUCAUAGUUUUCCCCUUGUGAUACCUUUUCAUCUCUUCAGGAU
Coccidioides posadasii C735 delta SOWgp is the source of this 5436-nucleotide messenger RNA. Lineage: Eukaryota; Fungi; Ascomycota; Eurotiomycetes; Onygenales; Onygenaceae. The record is from RefSeq and is a predicted model, not a curated record.